Molecule: messenger RNA, 402 nt
Organism: Racocetra fulgida
Lineage: Eukaryota; Fungi; Glomeromycota; Glomeromycetes; Diversisporales; Gigasporaceae
Source: the annotation of a GenBank genome assembly
AUGAGAAUAUCUAUCUAUCAAAUUAUAUUAGAUGAAGACAAUCUUGACAAUAUACACGAAUUUGAUCAAUACAUGAAGAGUCGGAUCGAAAAGUUAGAGAAUAUAAUCUAUAACCUUGACAGUAAUUUAGACAAAGGGGUUUCUAUUUCUCGUUAUAAUAAAGAUAUAACUAGCAAAAAUGAAAUCAUUAAAACUCUUGAGACAAGAAAAGAAUAUCAGAAAAAUGAAGCUGAAAUAAAACAUGAGCUAGAUAGUUUGAGGCAAGAAAACAAAUCCUACGAAAUCAUUUUAGCUAAAUUAAAUUUAGAAAAAAAAGGGUACAUAAUCGCUAUGGAUAAAUUAAAAGAAGAGAAUAAUAUAAAACAACAACAAAAUCAAGAAGCAACUAACGAAGGUUUGUGA